This is a messenger RNA of Penicillium paradoxum, 1536 nucleotides long. It is a transcript of the gene dhh1, whose product is annotated as DExD/H-box ATP-dependent RNA helicase DHH1. The record is from RefSeq and is a predicted model, not a curated record. Gene Ontology annotation, biological process: P-body assembly; cytoplasmic stress granule assembly. Lineage: Eukaryota; Fungi; Ascomycota; Eurotiomycetes; Eurotiales; Aspergillaceae. Bases 1 to 1536 code for a protein of 511 amino acids. The transcript is spliced from 3 exons. Gene Ontology annotation, molecular function: mRNA binding; ATP binding; RNA helicase activity. Gene Ontology annotation, cellular component: P-body; cytoplasmic stress granule.
AUGGCCGACGCACUUGCUACACAGCUCGGUAAUACUAAGCUGGAAGCAAAUCCAGAACAAAGACUGCAAGACACAUUGAAUCUUCCCCCUAAAGAUUCCCGCCCACAAACCGAGGAUGUCACUGCUACAAAAGGCCUUGAAUUUGAGGACUUCUACAUUAAACGUGAACUCAUGAUGGGCAUCUUUGAGGCUGGAUUUGAAAAGCCCUCCCCUAUCCAAGAAGAAACGAUACCUGUUGCUCUGACAGGCAGAGACAUUCUGGCCCGAGCUAAGAAUGGUACUGGAAAGACCGCUGCCUUUGUAAUUCCCACCCUUGAGCGCAUUAACCCCAAAAGCACAAAGACCCAGGCCCUGAUCCUGGUCCCCACACGAGAGCUCGCUCUCCAGACAUCACAGGUCUGCAAAACCCUUGGUAAACACCUAGGAAUCAAUGUUAUGGUCACUACUGGUGGAACUGGCUUGAUGGAUGACAUUAUUCGGCUGAACGACCCUGUCCACAUUUUGGUGGGAACCCCUGGACGAGUGUUGGAUUUGGCCAGCAAAGGUGUCGCCGACUUGGCCGAAUGCCCAACCUUUGUGAUGGAUGAGGCCGACAAAUUGUUAUCUCCCGAAUUUACCCCGGUCAUUGAGCAACUUCUGUCCUUCCACCCCAAGGACCGCCAGGUCAUGCUCUUCAGUGCCACUUUCCCUCUGAUUGUGAAGUCGUUCAAGGACAAGCACAUGCGCAAUCCUUACGAGAUCAAUCUCAUGGAUGAACUCACCUUGAGGGGUAUCACCCAAUAUUACGCUUUUGUCGAGGAAAAACAAAAGGUUCACUGCUUGAAUACUCUUUUCUCCAAGCUCCAGAUCAACCAGUCGAUCAUUUUCUGCAACUCAACCAACCGUGUUGAACUGCUGGCCAAAAAAAUCACCGAACUCGGCUACUCGUGCUUUUACUCCCAUGCUCGGAUGCUUCAGCAGCACCGCAACCGGGUCUUCCAUGACUUCCGCAACGGCGUAUGCCGCAACCUGGUUUGCUCCGACCUGUUGACUCGUGGUAUUGACAUUCAAGCGGUCAACGUCGUGAUCAACUUCGAUUUCCCGAAGAACGCAGAAACUUACCUUCACCGUAUCGGUCGUUCGGGCCGUUUCGGACACUUGGGUCUUGCGAUCAACCUCAUCAACUGGGAAGAUCGGUUCAAUCUGUAUAAGAUUGAACAGGAAUUGGGUACUGAAAUUCAACCCAUUCCUCAGAACAUUGACAAGAAGCUUUAUGUCUACGAUUCACCAGAGAACAUCCCUCGACCCAUCUCCAACCCUCCACCUCAAAGUGGUGCUGGGUCCGUGAAUAUGAACGGAGAACGUCAGCCUCGUCGAAACAACCACACGCAGCAUAGUGGUCAACCCGGUCAACAACACGGUCAAUACUACAACAAUCGGGGGCGUGGAUCUUAUCGUGGUCGUGGACAGGGCCAACGCCGCGGGGCACACAACGACGCCAACCGGAUCACCUUUGGUCAACCAAAUCCGAGUCAAUCCCAAGCGCCGAUCUCUUAA